UAAUUAAAUGUUUAAAAUAAAUUGUGAAAACACUUACUUCGUCGUAGUAACUAGCUCCGCUUUCAUGUCUACUUGCGGCUGCUAAAAGUGCUUAAUGCCAUUUGUUCAAACUUGGCUGAAGAUGUUUCUUCCAUCUUGAAGAACAACUCUCGUGGUUUCGGGUAUUCGGUGGAAUGGUGCCUUCGUAGAACUCUAAGUAUUUUUUGGACACACGAGUCCAAACACCAUCACUUGUGUUUAAGAACUCACCCUCACACUAUCUUUCGACACCCAUCUAUAAGCCCUGCAAAGAGCUUCAUCUUCUUUUCGGGUCCAAGCCCUACCUUUCAUUGCAGAUGAGGCCAUUUGAAAGUUAUUUAAAAAAUUGAAGGAAAUAUUUUUGGAAGAGUUAAGAAAAUAUGAGAAUUGAAAUGGUGUAGGAAUGGUGAAAAAUUUGUGAGGAAUAGUGAAUGAAUGGUUUAGGUAUUUAUAGAAAAAAAUUUGGCCCAAAAAACAAAAUAAAAAAUAAAAAACCAACGAUAAUUGACGUCAGCUAGCCGUUGGGGAUUCAAAAUUCCAACCCACCCCGGGGCUGGCUGGCUGGCUCGUUUGGGCCGGCUAGUUGGCCUUUUGGCCAUCUCCAACCGAAGGUUGGCUAGAGGACUCGUUUUAGUCUUGUCACAAAAAACCGUCUCCAACCGAAUGCCAAAUGGCUAUAAUAUGGAAUGUGAAUAAUUGAAAUAAAAUGAGGUAAAAUAAUAUGGAAUGGUGAAAAAAUAUGUGAGAAAUGAUGUAGGAAAAAAUUAGAAAUUAAAAAAAAAAGUAAAAAAAAGGCUGCUGGGCAUAAAAACAAAAAGUGGGUUGGUACAAAAAAAAAACAAAACCUAAGCCAUAAACCCUAAAGUGGGCUGGGCAUAUGGAAAGGAACAGAAAAAAAAAAGAAAUUGGGCUAGCCAGCGGGCUGGCUGAAAAUGACCAACCGGUUGGCCCUUUGGUCAUUUUUUGUCCAAUGAGGCCCACAAGCCCUUUGGCCUGGCCCUCAGUUGGAGAUGGUUUUCGAACUAUUUUCGGCCAUCUGACCCUCUGGCCCUCUGGACCCUUCGGUUGAAGAUGACCUUAGAAAACAACGGAAAUGAGGCACGGGUUGAGAACAUCUCUGUGCACAGGGCUCGGUUCUAUGGGACAGAGAAUGGGGCGCGCAUCAAGACUUGGGAGACUGCCAAAGGAUUGGUCCGCGGAGUUUCAUUCGUCAAUUUAACUUUCAAGGAAGUCGGGAAUCCAAUUACCAUCGACCAACAUUAUUUCUGUCACAAGCGAGAGGGUUGCCAUGAACUGAGCACUGCGGUUCAAAUAAGCGACGUGAGCUACAGUGGGGCAGUUGCGACAUCCAUUUCGGAAGUAGCUAUUAAUUUGAAUUGUAGCACACCAGUCCCAUGUACUGGAAUCACCUUAGAAAACAUUCAGUUGGCCUCGGCAGAUCCAGACAUGAAAAUAACAUCAAGCUGCCACAGUGUGCAUGGAGUAAUUAAGGGAAUUGUAGAACCACCAGUUUCAUGUCUCUAGCUAGCUUGGGGUUAACUUCUACAAAUUAAACCAUGCUUAAGUAGUCAUUUUGUAAUCUCUCUUCUUUUUCUAUGGAUAAGUUCUGUUUCAAGCUUUUGCAUCAAGUGUCGAAAUCUAUAUCACUUCCAUUUUGCAUCUCUGUGUGUUAAUUUUAGACUCUGGUUUAAUUGGAACAUACAUGGUCUAUGAAAUUGAC
Malus domestica (apple) is the source of this 1738-nucleotide messenger RNA. The record is from RefSeq and is a predicted model, not a curated record. Lineage: Eukaryota; Viridiplantae; Streptophyta; Magnoliopsida; Rosales; Rosaceae.